Desarmillaria tabescens is the source of this 996-nucleotide messenger RNA. RefSeq lists its product as uncharacterized. NCBI's taxonomy places the organism in Eukaryota, Fungi, Basidiomycota, Agaricomycetes, Agaricales, Physalacriaceae. Bases 120 to 659 code for a protein of 179 amino acids. The transcript is spliced from 3 exons. The record is from RefSeq and is a predicted model, not a curated record.
GUCCAGUUCGCUUAGCUAAUCCUCCCUAAACGGUCUUGCGCGCGUUAAUAUUAUUUAUUAAUAAUUGCAAAUCUAAUGGGUAGCAGCUCUCACAAAACCUGAUCAGCCUCCUUGCCUCGAUGCUCAAACGACAGAGAGCCCCAUCGCCACGAGCUUCUGCGUCGAGCAAUGUCCCUCUGGUAGCUGAUGACUCCCCUCGCCAAAAGCGCAGACGAAUCUUGCCACCUGCCCUUGAUGGAAACGUUCGUGGCAGGAUCUGGGAGGAUAGUGGCGAGGACGAUGGGGAGGAGGACUACGAAAGCGCCGAUGAGGAAGGGCAGGAUCAGGGAGAGGGUAGGGGCUCUUUGGAAUACAAGUUUGCGAACAGCAUGUUGUAUGAACUGCACGCUUUGAACCGCCAUCGACAAGCAUUUACAGCUUCAAGUCACCAGCAUUGGCCGUACGGGCUCCCUUCUACGCAUCCAGGAAAAGGUGGCUCUAUGGCACCGGCUCCUCGUGUUCAUCAUAACGAGGCAAAGACCUUUCCUCAGGAGUCAAGUGGCGCAGGAAACCUAUCGGCAGACGAGCUACAGAAGGUCACACAGCGCUACGAGGAAACCAACAAGCGUCUGGGUGUACUUUUUCUGUCACGACGAAAAGAAUUGGAGGACAAGGAGUGAAGAAAAUCACUCGUGUUCUUUUCUCUAUCCGCAUCGCAUCAGCAUUCUCAACGUUGUAUAAUAUCAUCCUAGCACUCGUUAUGUCUGUUUACGCAAUAUGAUUUCACCCAAGGAUACCAUCACACUCAUAGAGCGAUGCCAGGCUUCUUGCCAAGAAUGACCUGCAACUCGUCGUUUAAUAAUUCACUCAGUGUCUUUUCGUCACGCCAGUACCACCAGCUGUUGUCGAAUUCACUGUAGUCGUAGCGUUUUGGUCCGCUAAUAAGAUGAAUUGAGUGUUACCAUCCAGAUUACUGUGAAUGAUAACAUCGUACCUUUGGGGCGAGGAAAGCCAAAU